AGAAAUAGGGAUAUGGCUAUAAAGUCAUAAUUAUUGUCAUAUAAUUAUAUAUGGAAGUAUGGUAAGUAUGUACGUCCUGUGACGCGUAAAUAAAUGACACUCGGACCUGAUCUGUUUGUUACUCACAAGUUGAUCUCAUUCCUUCAGGGGGACGCAAUCAAAUCAGAUAUCAUGGGCGCAAAGUCCUCUCGAAAAAAAAGCCGAGAUGGAAGUAUUACUUUGGAUUUGGAAUACAAGUCAAGAAAUACAUGUUUCGACACUAGUAUAAACAUUGAUGAUAAGGGAGUGCGUCGAUUGUGGUCUUAUAAUAGUACAUCUGGGAAAGGGAAAUACGUGUUUAUUACAAACACGUCGCCUAGUCGUGAUUCUACUGAUUCGUAUGUCGUCGCGGCCACUGCUGAUGCUGAAGGGGAAACUAUACCUCGAACCGACAUCACGUUCCACGAAGUACAACGAAAACCGGAUCCGCAACUGUUUCAACUGCAAUUCAAUAAAAAUAAUAAGAAAUACUACCUCGCUGCUUCAGAAAGUAAUGUGGUCGCAGUUGAUGGGACUGAUGAUGCAACAUCAUUUGAAGUUACGCAAUUGUUCCAACCAAACAGUGCUUUUUGUGUACUUCAAUCCAAUAAAAAACAAGGAACAGAUGACUUGUACUUGAGCAGUGAUGGAGCUGGAAAUAUGAAAUUGAAGGUUUGGAACAAACCUAUUCCAGGCCCUCCAGACACAACCGCAGAGGUUGACCCUGCCUUGCUAUUUCGGGCUGUUAGGCCAUUUGGAAAGAGCUAAAUCUGUUACAACUUAGUUCCAAACUAUAAACUAGUGAAAACAAUAAUUACAGCGUGGGACUUGAAUUGAUUCCCAUUAUUUAAAA
Messenger RNA from Dendronephthya gigantea, 871 nucleotides. RefSeq lists its product as uncharacterized. NCBI's taxonomy places the organism in Eukaryota, Metazoa, Cnidaria, Anthozoa, Malacalcyonacea, Nephtheidae. The record is from RefSeq and is a predicted model, not a curated record. The transcript has 7 exons. Bases 94 to 786 code for a protein of 230 amino acids.